CCCCCUUAUUGCCCCCUAUACAGCCCCCUCAUCAUCUUAGUCGCCCUCCUCUGGACCCUUUCCACAAUCUCCAUGUCUUUCUUGUACUGAGGGCUCCACACCUGGACACAGGACUCCAGAUGGGGCCUCACAAGAGCCGAGUAGAGAGGGACAAGGUCAUUGAUGGAGAUGUUGAACAAGGACCCAGCACCGACCCCUGAGGAACACCGCUGCUUACAGGCCUCCAACCAGACCCUGCACCACCAACAUCGACCCUCUGUGCUCUGCCAGUUCUCAACUCACCUCACUGUCCACUCAUCCAUCCCACACUUGCUCAGCUUUGUUAUAAGGACGUCAUGGGGGACAGCAUCAAAAGCCUUGCUGAAAUCAAGGUAGGCCGCAUCCACUGCUCUGCCCCCAUCCACCCAGCCAGAGACAACAGCAUAGAAGGCCACCAGGUUGGCCAAGCACCACCUCCCCCUGCUGAACCUGUGCUGACUGCUCCUCAUCACCUCCUCUUCUUCCAUUGUCUGCAGAUGACAAGAUUUACAAGAGAACCUUUGAAAUGAGUGCCAUGAGAUCCGACUCCAUCCUUUCCAGGCUGCCGUGUCGCCGCAGCACUUGUUUCUCAAGCCUUAAUAUGGCAUUUUGGGUGGUAGCAUGGGGCACUGCAUAGGUUUCCAGCCACCCAGUGGUUGCCUCCACCAUAGUGAGCAUUGCGAGAUGGUGGCAAGGUGACAGCAUCAACCUGCCGUGCCUCCCCACGUUUGUACUUCUGCCCUUCCUCCCACAGAGGUUUCAUCUCUUGGCUUGUUUGAUGAUGGCACACGUUUCACAGUUACGAAUAACCUGUGCAAUGGCAUCCGUAGCUCAGUCCACCCCUCCGGCCCAUUUCUAACAUAGAAAUCUCUCCCUUGAUGACCUGAGGUCUCAUGGGCCCACGGAGCCGGAAAUAAUUCACCCUUGUUCUGCCACCCCAGGUCUAUUUGAGCCACCUCAAUCCUGGCAGCUCGGUCUCCCUGAUGGUUGUUUUGUUGUUCUUCAGUAGCCCAGGCCGCGCCGCUCUCUCUGGGUUCCGGCCCGCCGCUCCCGGCGGCAUCCCAGGAAUGCAUGGCGCGGGAUGGCGGCCCUCAGGCUGCGCGGCCCCGCCGGGCCGCUGAGCUGAUCGAACCGGGCCCGAAACGGAACCGGGCCGACGGGACGGAACCGGGCUGAGAGAAGAGAACCGGGAUCGACCGGGGGGAGAAACGGACCGAAACGGACGGAAACGGACGGGAACGGACGGGAACGGGCUGCCGGCGGCGGAGCCGGGCUGAGGGACGGAACCGGGCCGAGGGGACGCGGCUGAGGGGAAGGAACCGGGCCGAGAGCUGAGGAGACGGAGCCGGGCCGAGGGCGGAACCGGGCCGAGGGGACGCGGCCCGAGGGGAGGGGAACCGGGCCGAGGGGACAGAACUGAGCCAAGAGGGCAGAACUGGGCUGAAGAGGCAGAACCGGGGCCGAGGAAACAGAACCGGGCCAAAGAGAGAGAACUGGGCCGAGGAGACAGAACCGGGCUGAGGGGACCCAGCUGAGGAGACGGAACUGGGCCGAGAGGACAGAACCGGGCUGAGGGGACUGGGCCCAGCCGAGGGGAAAGAGAACCGGGCCCAAAGGGACAGAACUGGGCUGAGGGCAUCGAAGCGGGCCUGGCUGAGGGGAGAGACUCAAAGAACCGGGCUGAGGGGACGGAACCGGACCAGGCCCAGGCCCAGCUGAGAGGACAGAACCGGACCAGGCCCAGGCCCAGCUGAGAGGACGGAACCGGCCCAGGCCCAGGCCCAGCUGAGGGGACAGAACCAGACCAGCCCGGGCCCAGCUGAAGGGACGGAACCAGACCGGCCCAGGCCCAGCUGAGAGGACGGAACCGGACCGGCCCAGGCCCAGCUGAGAAGACAGAACCGGACCAGGCCCAGGCCCAGCUGAGAGGACGGAACCGGACCAGGCCCAGGCCCAGCUGAGAGGACAGAACCGGACCAGGACCAGGCCCAGCUGAGAGGACAGAACCGGACCGGCCCAGGCCCGGCUGAGGGGACGGAACCGGCCCAGGCCCAGGCCCAGCUGAGGGGACGGAACCGGCCCAGGCCCAGGCCCAGCUGAGGGGACGGAACCGGACCGGCCCAGGCCCGGCUGAGGGGACAGAACCGGACCAGGCCCAGCUGAAGGGACGGAACCGGACCGGCCCAGGCCCAGCUGAGAGGACGGAACCGGACCGGCCCAGGCCCAGCUGAGGCCCCGGCCAUGGCGGAGCCGCUGCUGCGGAGGACCUUUUCUCGGUUACGGGGCCGCGAUCGACCGCGGAGGAAGAAAUCAGACGGUAAAGAGAGAGAGCAGCCCCAGCUCGGCCCCGACCCCUUGCCAGCCCCCGACGCUUCGUCUCCAGCGACCCCGGAACCGCCAGCAUCCCGAAGGCAGAACUGGGUUCGCUUCUCCGGCCGUCAUCCUCCUCCUCCUAAAUCCACCCCGGAGGGGCCGGAACCCAGCGAACGGGACGAGAUGGGCGGCAGCAACCCUCCAUCGGCUGCUGAUCCAGGCGGGGAGGAGCCACAGGAACCGGCGGUGGAGGAGGAGGAGGAGGAGGAGGCGGACGCGGCGGAGCUCGGAGGUCCGGGUCGGAGCCCAGGACACGGCGCUUAUCUGCAAAGCCUGGAGCGGAGCAGCCGGCACUGGGUGCUGUCGUCGGGGAAGGGAGCAGGGCUGGAUGAAGGUGGAGGAAGCAGCGAAACGGAGGUCGGAACGGGAGGCAGCGAAGGGGAGAUCUGGUACAACCCCAUCCCAGAGGACGAGGAUCCUCCGAGGCCGCGCAGGGAGGAGGCGGAGAGAACGGCAACGCGGGGCACGGAGGAGGAGCCGGCAGGCAGGAGCCAGGCCUGUGCAAAGAUGCCCAUCCCCUGCGUCAGCUCUGGGGCCGGACUCCCAGCCCCGUCCCCCCCCUCCAGCCCCGGUGCCACCAAGAAGGGCCGCUCUCUCAGCCGAGUCAAAUCCCCCGGCACCGUGCGCCGCCUCUCCAUGAAGAUGAAGAAACUCCCGGAGCUUCGGAGGAAGCUGAGCCUUCGCAACCCUCGCUCCAGGGCACAGGAGGGCAGCACUUCUCCUUCGGACACCCGCAAGGAAUCCAGCAACGUCAUCAGCCGUUACCACCUGGAUACCAGCGUGGCUUCGCCUCCUCGUACCAAAGCAGCCAGCAAAGGCGGUUACCUGAGCGACGGCGACUCGCCGGAGCUGCCGGCCAAAACGGGGCCGCGGGACGAAGCCGAGGAUGGAGAAACGCCCUUGGAUUCGGCUUCGUUCCGACCUUACAGCUGCGGGGAGGCGCCGAGGGGAGGGCAGAGCAUCUCCGGUUUGGUCAACGUGCAUCUGUACGGCGUGAGGGAUUUGAGAGCUCCCGAAACGCGGGAGGUUUUCUGCGUGCUCCAGGUGGAUGCGGCCAACCGGGCUCGCACGGCUCUGCUGCCCUGCAAGGCGCCUUUCCUCGGCCUCAAUCACACCUUCAACCUGGAGCUGGAAGGGGCGCAGCUGCUCAAGGUGAUCGUCUUCUCCUGGGAUCCUUCGUCCUGUCGCAACCGUCUGUGCUGCCACGGCAGCGUGGCGCUGCCCCACAUCUUUCGGGGUGAGCAGCAAAGCCAGCAGCUGGCCGUGCAGCUGCAACCCCGAGGCGUCCUGUUCUCCAAAUUCACUUUGGUGGAGCAGUGGGAAGGAGGAGGAGGAGGAGGAGGCGAACGCGAGCCUCGCGUCUUCGGCGUGGAGCUGGGCCAGCUGGUGGAGAGAGAAAAAACAGCCACCAAAGUGCCUUUGCUCAUCCAGAAAUGCGUGGCAGAGAUCGAGAAACGCGGCUUAAAGGUAGUCGGGCUCUAUCGCCUCUGCGGUUCGGCCGCCGUCAAGAAGGAGCUGCGCGACGCCUUCGAACGGGACAGCGCUGCCGUCCGGCUGUCGGAGCAGCUCUAUCCCGACAUCAACGUCAUCACAGGGAUCCUUAAGGACUACUUGCGGGAGCUGCCCACGCCGCUCAUCACCCCCACGCUGUACCACGUCGUGUUGGAGGCCAUGGCCAAACGACCCCCCCGGCUCCCCCCAGCUGAACGGGGCGUCCCUUUACUCGACUGCCUGCCUGAUGUGGAGAAGCUCCCUGUGUGA
Lagopus muta (rock ptarmigan) is the source of this 4152-nucleotide messenger RNA. RefSeq names its product synapse defective Rho GTPase homolog 1 (gene SYDE1). The record is from RefSeq and is a predicted model, not a curated record. Gene Ontology annotation, biological process: signal transduction. Lineage: Eukaryota; Metazoa; Chordata; Aves; Galliformes; Phasianidae.